Messenger RNA from Acaulospora colombiana, 380 nucleotides. The record is from the annotation of a GenBank genome assembly. NCBI's taxonomy places the organism in Eukaryota, Fungi, Glomeromycota, Glomeromycetes, Diversisporales, Acaulosporaceae.
AUGGCUUAUGCUAACGGAAACGGCCAUACUAGCAACCCUUACCAACGAUCUCCCUCCCCGCCUGCUACGGCCUAUUUCUCAGGCUUCCAGACAGAGUCGGAGGCCCUCCGACCCGAUUUGCAGCGCGAACCAAUCGCACAUACUGAUGCACAAGCACACUUUGCAUACUCUACUACCCUAAGACGGCAUCAAGUCGACUCUUCAGGCCAUGCCGUCACCCCUAUACGUCCCGAAUUUUUCACGGCUAGCGUCACGACUUUGUGGGGCCGAAUACAACGUGCAUGGGACAUUUGGAGAAGAGAUGGGAAAGAUGCAUUGAUAGAGAGUGGAUGGGGUGGACAAAUUCCGACAGAGGAACCUGAGCCUCCAAAGGAAGGCAA